UGGCAGUACUGUACACGUUUUCUGAAGAAGAAGACAUACCAGGAAAUGCAAGCAGCUAGAUAGCUAAUUUACUUUUAAUGUGUAUUUUGUCCUGCUAGUUGUAUGUAUUGGGUCUGUUAUUAUGACAUUAGAAUAGGUUCAAAUUGCAGAAAGAAAUGCCACUCUUAAUACAAAAUAGACGAAUCGAACGACCAAGUUCGACAAAUGAACUUUUCACGAAAUAUCCACAUUUGCAGACAAACGCCAGCGAAUUUCGUUCCAAAGCGUUUGUGGAUGUAGACCCGAAGUGCCUUCUUUACGUUCAGCAAAGAGAGUUUGCUGCAACAACGCCAGCAGACGACUCUGUAGCUGUCAUCGGCUCUGACGAUGCCACCACCUGCCACCUCGUUCUGGUGCGACACACAGGAAGUGGAGCCGCCUGCCUUGCCCAUUGUGACGGCUCCAGUACGUGGAGCGAAGUUCCUCUCGUCGUGAAAGCGGUGACAUCACUUAGCGGCCCUGUCAAGGAAGGCAGACUGGAGCUCCAUCUUGUCGGGGGAUUCGACGACGAGUCAAAGACGUCUGAAAAAUUAAGCCUUAGCCUCCUGGCGGCCUUUCACAAACAGAAGGAGGAUAUUCACCUAGAAACAUGCUGCAUCACAGAGAUGAAUGAUGUCAUAGUUGACGGAACACACAGACCGGUGGUUUAUGGGAUAGGCGUAAACGUGAAGACAGGGGAGGUGUUCCCUGCCUCGUUCCCCUCUAAAGGUCCUGCAGAGGAGCUCCGCUCAGCGAGGACCUUCACUGGAGGACAGAUGGCUGACAUCUAUGACUCAAGCAAAGGCCUAGUGAAAAUAGGCCCCUGCAAGUGGUCCCCUAAUCUGGAUAUUGCCUUCUGGCUGUCGCAAAAGGAUGACACCAUCUUAAAGUACCUAUCCACCUCCCCCAUGGCUGAGCCGCCACACUUCAUCCAGCACAUCAAGUCCACCAUCCAGUUCCUCCUCCAGCACCCCAGCCCAGACAGCCUGUUCCCUGGAGGCCAGCCCCAGCUCUACCGCAGGACGGAGCAGGGGGACUGGGAGAGGGUUCCCCAGCCAUAGCCCCCCCAUCCCUCCGGUCCCAGCGCUCCACACCUUUACAUGACUGGGCUGGAUCUGGUCUGUCCUGGCUCCUGAAAGGGGCACUGUGACUCCCCUGCACUUCCUCCUGAUGCCAAACAUGGUUGGCUAUCUGUUUGUCUGUGUGUGGAGGGUAGCCAGGAUGAAUGGCAGUCCUACAUGUACUGACUGGGUCACAUGCUUCCCACUCACCUGGCAUAACUGGCUGGCACCAGUACAGAGACAGGAGACGUUUGGCUAUAAGCCAUUUUUGUGUCUUGGGUUUUUUCUUUUCUUUUUUUUGUUGGUGUCUGUGAGGGGACCCCCUACUGGAUUGCAAAUGCAUGUCUUCUCCUGAGUCUUAAUGUGAUCAUCUGGUGUCGUCCUCUUUCUGGUUGGUGUAGAUACUAAGCUCUGUAUAUUACUGUACAAAAGAGAUUUAACAUGAAAUGUAUGACUUUCUUCUGAACUAUUUCUUACAGAAGCCACAAACAGGAUGGCCAAGUAUAAUAAAAAGUUAUGGAGGAGUUGGCGAGGAUCGUGCUUAACUGGCAUACAUUCUGGCAAAAAUACUUUUAAUUUACAUUUCCAUCCGUUUCUUAAUGCAAGUUACUUAAUGCAAGUAAAAUUUUAAAUGAAAUAUGUAAGAAGGAUAGUCUAGACACACAUCAGUAUGAAUGAAUGCAUGUAUGAAAAUAAAAGUGACCUCAUCUGUCA
Hypomesus transpacificus is the source of this 1793-nucleotide messenger RNA. RefSeq names its product N-terminal asparagine amidase (gene ntan1). Gene Ontology annotation, biological process: ubiquitin-dependent protein catabolic process. The transcript is spliced from 10 exons. Lineage: Eukaryota; Metazoa; Chordata; Actinopteri; Osmeriformes; Osmeridae. The coding region runs from base 156 to 1079 and encodes 307 amino acids. Gene Ontology annotation, molecular function: protein-N-terminal asparagine amidohydrolase activity. The record is from RefSeq and is a predicted model, not a curated record. Gene Ontology annotation, cellular component: nucleus.